This is a messenger RNA of Brassica napus (rape), 2090 nucleotides long. RefSeq names its product plant UBX domain-containing protein 16. Gene Ontology annotation, cellular component: nucleus. The transcript has a single exon. Gene Ontology annotation, molecular function: ubiquitin binding. Lineage: Eukaryota; Viridiplantae; Streptophyta; Magnoliopsida; Brassicales; Brassicaceae. Gene Ontology annotation, biological process: proteasome-mediated ubiquitin-dependent protein catabolic process. The record is from RefSeq and is a predicted model, not a curated record. Bases 679 to 1944 code for a protein of 421 amino acids.
UUAAUGAUUUGUUUUGAAUUUUUUUAUGAAUUUUUUUAUAUUCUUUAUUUUAUUAUUUAUUUUAUUAAUAAAAUAAUUUAAAAAUAUAUAUAUAAAAAAAAAACGACACGUCAUCGGUUUUGAACAGUACAAGUUACCGUUUUGACUUAAUGAACAAGUAAGUCAGGUUGGAGUUUUUUUUUGAUAAAAAUGUCAUUUUGAAAGUUUAAUCUGCUUGUGAAAUACUCUCAGAGUUUAAUGUGUAAGUGAUUGCCAACUUGAAGUUACCCCAUUUUGACUUAGUUAUGUGCUAACAUUCCAUAUGCACAAAGUCUCACUUUUCUCUAUUAAUUUUUCUUUGUGUUUUAGGCUGGGAUCCUGAAUCUAAAAACAUUUGUAAAAUGUGCACACAAAAAAAAACAUUUGUAAAAAUAAAGUCUAAUUUCCAUAUUUGAUCAAUAUAAACUUUAAAUUUGGUAUAAAAAAUGAGCCUGCACGUGAAAAGGAAACAAAUCUAAACAAAUUUCCUCUUUCUAAAUAUCUAUAUAAACAGAAAAGGAAAGAAAUCUAAACAAGUUUUAACUUUCUAAAUAUCUAAAUAAACAGAAAAGGAAAUAGAAACAAGUUUUUAUCUUUCUGGAUAUCUAUAUAAACACACCCAAACUCUACAUCUUGUUCAUAUCUCUCACAACAUCAACAAUGGGGAUAACGUUUUCGAGGACAAAACGACUGAUAACAACAAGGUCGCAGCCUGACGAAGAAAUAAAUUUCUUCCUCAACAACGAAACCCCUCAAACACUGUCCACGAAUUCUAUCGAACAACAACACGAUGAUCAACUAAUAUCUUCUUUCCUCGAAGUCGCUGUCGGUCAGACCGUCGAGACCGCAAAAAGGUUCUUGGAGACAACGAACUGGAACAUAGAGGAAUCCAUCAAUCUUUUUCUCCUCCGCAACAACUACGAUCAUGCCGCGGAGGAAAGUAACGAGUCAACGACGUUCGAUGGUGGAGAAUCAGAUUCGACAUUGUCUUCCAUGUAUCGUCCUCCUGUAGACAUGCUUUUCGAGGGUCGUACGUUUGAGGAAGCGAAGUCAACUUCUUGUACACAGAAUCUAUGGUUGCUAGUGAAUCUCCAGUCCAGAACAGAGUUUGCUUCUCACGCGCUCAAUCGUGAUUUAUGGGCGAACGACACCGUUUCGGAAGCUCUUAUGUCCAGCUUCGUCUUGUGGCAGGUCUAUGAUAACACAAUCGAAGGGAAGAAGAUCUCGAACUUCUACAAGAUGGACUCUGCUCCACCUGUGGUGCUUGUGAUCGAUCCCGUCACCGGUCAGAAGAUGGGGAUGUGGAGCGGCGUGAUUGAUGCUCAGAGCUUUGUGGAGGAUUUGUCGUGGUUUUUGGAGGCUGGUCCUCAUGAGCAUAUUGCUUCACUGAUAAGGAACAGAUACCCUGAAGCGGAGGAGGAUCAGACUUGUUCCAAAAGCAACAACAAUGAUCAAGUCCCGGUUCCUUCUUGGGGUGAAGAGUUUGAAAAGAAGGAGGAUUGGUCGUCAAGCAACAACGUCGAGGGUCCUUCUUGGGGAGAAGAGUUUGAAAACGUGGAGGAGACGUGUUCUUCAAGCAACAAUGAUGAUGAUGACAUCGUUGAUCCUUCUUCGGGGCCAGAAAAACACUGGGUAGAGUUACCGGAUUUGACAGAAGAGCCCAAAGUAGACUGUGAUAAAAGCCUUGUGUGCAGUCUCUCUGUUCGUUUUCCAGAUGGGACAAGAAAGCAGAGAAGAUUUCUCAAGAGCGAACCUUAUCUACUUCUCUGGUCUUUCUGUGAUUCUCUCUUGGAAGAAUCAGAGAUUAAUGCGUUUAAGCUGGUACAUGCGAUUCCUGGUGAUUCCAAGACUCUUGAUCAUAGACUCUAUGCGACUUUUGAGGAAUCUGGACUCGCUAAUUCGAUGAUCUCGGUUCUUUCGAAGUGAAUACUUCGAGUUUUAGGCUAACCUUUAACUAAGAAGGCAAGAAAAGGAUUGUGAGUUUUAGUUCGAGCGUGUUGCUGUUUCUUUUCUGCUUCUUUAUUCCUUGUAAUGAAUCAGUCACCGUUCUAGUAAAAUUUCAGUUUCUUCUU